Messenger RNA from Caenorhabditis remanei, 687 nucleotides. RefSeq lists its product as uncharacterized. The coding region runs from base 1 to 687 and encodes 228 amino acids. The record is from RefSeq and is a predicted model, not a curated record. The transcript has 5 exons. Lineage: Eukaryota; Metazoa; Nematoda; Chromadorea; Rhabditida; Rhabditidae.
AUGAUAUUCGCUACCGUCGAAAUCAUUGUCUAUCCGAAUGUUCACAACUACAAAGCCGGCGUCCUUUUCUUUAGUUUUACCGAAUCAUUUGGAUUGAGCGGUUCAAAAACUAAAAAUAUUCCUAUUGCUAGUUACACGUUCUUUCAUUCUGCAACAAUGUCAUUAUUAUCAGUCCAAUUUAUUUAUAGAUACUGGGCAGUUUUUAAUGUUGAUAAGCUACGAUGCUUUAAAGGACGACAAGCCGUCGUCUGGUUUAUUUACUGUUCAUUUUUUGGUUUUCAAUAUGCCAUUGGAACCUUCGUAUUCUGGGCGCUCGAUGAAGUGUCAUCUGAUUACUUUCGAGAAGAAGUACUACUUCGUUAUAAUGCGAAUAUCUCUAGCUUCCCUGCAAUGUCUAUUGUUGCAUACGAUCCAGUUGAUGGAUCAAUCACUGCCCCCACAUUGAUUCUGUUUAUUCCAAUCACUUUUAUAAUAGUACUUCCAAUGUUCAACUUGGACAUUAGCCUUCCAUCUGGAGUAUUGUUGUGUUCCUUCACCCUGUACCCAGCUAUGGAUUCUAUAAUUGUGAUGUGUGUUGUGUCGGAAUACAGAAUAACUGCAAAGAAGAUCUUUAAAGUCAUUCGAAAAAUUAUUAUUGAGAUCCAUAAAUCGAGAAAUGAGCCAACAGCAACAUCGAGUGCUCCAUGA